AUGACUCCGAGAUCCAACAACAACCCAUCUCCCAGUGUUGGUCAACCCACACCACCAGCUGUUCCUUCCGUUACUACUGGGACUACUGCUGCCAACACCAACGACUCGGACAGCGACAAUCAACCCGAGGAACGUCCAACUCAUACUUCGGAAAUUGGAACCCUCAAAAAACUCCCCAACCAACAGACCGCCUGGCUAGGGAGCUCAUCCGGAGUCUACUUUGUCAAUACUGUCCGACGAGCUUUUUCCGCUGCCUUUGCCACUUCAAAUCUUGCUGGGCCUAAUGCUGUUCCUGCAAGCGAGGAUAUUCUCACCGGAGAGGAUGCAGAAGGGCGCUCAUACAAUGGUCCCCUCCAUGAUGGUCCAUCCACUACUGACCCAUUUCCCCAGCUCUUGGCCACUGGACUAGGGAAACCUCCGGACCAGAGAGUGGCUAUCGAAUUGGUCACUUCCUUUUUCACGACAUGGCACCCACUAUUUCCCUUCCUGCACGGUCCUAGCUUUAUCAAAGAUAUGGAAUCCAUCUAUAAACGCCAACGUCGCCCCUCCAAGCCAACAGCAGACAAUCCCACCCCUCAGGACAUACGGAAACUCUUGACCUUCCAAUUAAUCAUCAACAUCGCUUCCUUGGAUCGGACAGAUAUUCAUCUACCCAUUGAGUCUCGCAUCAAGUCCACUGCCGAUGUCAGCCGUAUGGCUGGUUGUCUUGCAUUGUCCCAUGACAUGGCAACCAUUCAAGCCAUCUUGGCCGCUGAACUCUACUUGGUCGCUACCUUGGCAAUUCGCCAAGCCAGCACCGUAGCGGGAAUCAUCGUUAAAUUGAUCUACCAUGCGGGGCUGCAUCGGUGCCCGCUGCGCUAUGCUCAGCUAUCCCUGGAGGAUUGUGAGAUCAGAAAACGCAUCUUCUGGUCUGCAUAUGCGCUAGACAGGCAUUGCAGUCUCAGCCUUGGCGACCCAAACACUAUUCAAGACGAUGACAUUGAUGUGUGCCUCUCUGGUCCUGAAUUGCACAAAACACUCCCUCGAGACAUCAUUCCAAAACCCGAUAUUGAAAUGGGAGUUCAUAUGCCACCGCCUCCGCUAGUUAGUGAGGAUCCGCGAGUUGCGAAUGACGACGGACCGGAAGCACGAGAAAAGCGUCUACGAGAAGCCGCCUUAACUGCAUAUGUGCAAUGGGGCAAAUUGACUGGCCAAAUCAUCGAGGUCUUCCACAAAAGUAUUAACCAUCGAUUUCCCAAACAUGAGCAAAUUCUGCGCUUGACAAGUGAUAUAGAGACAUGGUGGAAUGAUCUCCCGGGUUUUCUCAGUGGUGAGAAUGAAAUGGGAAGCAAUGAUCCCGUUCAUGAAGCCCCGGAAAAAGCUGGUAAUUCUACACAACAGCCUACUGGUAGAAAGGGAUCAGUCUCGGGGGAUACUGCUGCAAUUCCUACUUCUCAACAACAUCUAGCACCAUUCUUCAAAAUUCUCUACCACAGGCUAUUACUUCUUGUCAAUCGUCCACGUCUCUCACUUGAUCAAACGACGCCUGAAUUCCAACAUGGCUUGCAGGUGUGCAUUCGAGCAUCUCGUGGGGUUGUUGCCGGUCUCAAGGCGCACAAAAAACAUGGCCAGUCCAUGUUCCUUCCGGGACUUUUGUCAGCGGCGUGGAUGUCAGGCCUACUUAUCGCUUUCGCCUGCCAGCUAGGCAAGUACGCCAAAGCACGCGCACUGAGUGAUAUGCAGGCAUGUCUUACAUUACUUGAGAGCAUGAACCACAGAUGGUACACUGUGGGCAAUUGUCAUAAGGUAUUGAGUCUUCUCCUUGUGAAUAUUCAAGGUCGGAAGGCAUCUGUCAAUGGAUUUCUACAAACCAUCAAGGCUGUCGAGAGCCCACAGGCAACCAUUGAGUUUGAGGCCAAUGCCCCAAGCCGCAAACGACAACGUACAGGUGAUGAGACUAUGGCCUCACCAAGGAAAUCAUCUUUCACCGACUCUGCAACAAGCAGUCCUGUCCAAAAUCAUUCCACUGCAAAUCCUCCACGAUUGAGACAGCAAUCUUCAACCAACAACUCUACCCCGACUUGGACACCAUCCACAAUCUUCGAUCCUAACAACCCUUCCGCCCUGACCAACCCAACGGGUGGUCAACCUUCAGUGUUUGACUUUUCAAACUGGGACCGGGGUCAACCAACCACCCAACCACAAUUUGCCCCGAUGAUUGGAAGCGCGGUUUAUGCAACACCCCAGGAUCUCGCAUUCGCACAGAGCAACAUGAAUAUAGUUUCAGGGUCAGGGUUGAACGGUGGGGAACGGGGUCAAAGUGGAGCGGACGGGCCGCUAAACGACUAUUCAGAUCCCAUGUUCUGGGGUAACAUGGACUAUAAUGUGGCCGACAUUUUUGGAUCAGCAACUUGGGAGAACAUGACUGGUCCAUUUGGGCCGGGAGGUGGUGUCAAUUCAGGUUGGGAGGUCUAG
Messenger RNA from Exophiala bonariae, 2454 nucleotides. RefSeq lists its product as uncharacterized. Lineage: Eukaryota; Fungi; Ascomycota; Eurotiomycetes; Chaetothyriales; Herpotrichiellaceae. Gene Ontology annotation, biological process: DNA-templated transcription. The transcript has a single exon. Gene Ontology annotation, molecular function: zinc ion binding; DNA binding. Bases 1 to 2454 code for a protein of 817 amino acids. The record is from RefSeq and is a predicted model, not a curated record.